Molecule: messenger RNA, 2607 nt
Organism: Lotus japonicus
Lineage: Eukaryota; Viridiplantae; Streptophyta; Magnoliopsida; Fabales; Fabaceae
Product: sulfate transporter 1.3
Exons: 16
Coding region: 311-2287 (658 amino acids)
Biological process (GO): transmembrane transport
Cellular component (GO): membrane
Molecular function (GO): secondary active sulfate transmembrane transporter activity
Source: RefSeq, a predicted model, not a curated record
AAAAACUCAGUCUUUUUUUCACCAAAGACUCACGAGAACCAUCGAUUGUGGAGAAGCAUUGAAAGCCAAAGCCAAAAGAAACUGUUUCUAAACAGGAACAGGACCAGAUUGUGAUCCUCCACUAUCAAUGGUUUGCAUGAGAAGAGAAGAAGCAUAGCUUGGCACCAUCUUUUGACCUGAAGUUACAUAAUCCUAAGUAGCUUCACAGCAAUCUUUUUCUCAAGAAGACAAGUGUUUUAUUGCUUUAACAAAGUGAACUUCACCUUUCUGUCAGUGUUCCCUACUUUUCAUUCAGUAAAAGUCAUUGUUGAUGUCCUCAAUGGGACAUCCAGGUGAUGAGAAUCUUGAAACAAAAGAGAUGGACGCGAGAAGUUUGUCAUCUUCACAUGGCCAGGAACCGUACGUGCACAAGGUUGGAAUUCCUCCAAGACAAAACCUCUUCAAGGAAUUCCAAUCCACUGUGAAAGAAACAUUCUUCUCAGACGAUCCUCUACGGUCCUUCAAGGAUCAGUCGAAGUCGCGGAAGUGUAUCCUCGGCAUUGAAGCCAUAUUCCCUAUACUUAGUUGGGGGAGAACUUACACCCUCAAAAAAUUUAGAGGGGAUCUCAUUGCUGGUCUAACUAUUGCAAGUCUCUGCAUUCCUCAGGAUAUUGGAUAUGCAAAGCUUGCGAAUUUGGCUCCACAGUACGGAUUGUAUUCCAGCCUUGUUCCACCACUGAUUUACUCUCUCAUGGGUAGUUCUCGUGACAUUGCAAUAGGACCGGUGGCAGUGGUUUCUCUCUUGUUGGGGACUUUACUUCAGAAUGAGAUUGAUCCCGUUGCGAAUCCAGAAGACUAUAGACGACUCGCUUUUACUGCCACAUUUUUUGCUGGAAUCACUCAAGCAAUACUUGGGGUUUGUAGGUUAGGAUUUUUGAUUGAUUUCCUAUCUCAUGCUGCAAUUGUCGGUUUUAUGGGGGGAGCUGCCAUCACCAUUGCACUUCAACAGCUUAAAGGUUUCCUUGGGAUUCAAAAGUUCACAAAGAAAACUGAUAUCAUCUCUGUGAUGAAUUCAGUAUUCUCAACAGCCCAUCAUGGAUGGAACUGGCAAACUAUAGUAAUUGGAGCCACCUUUCUGGCUUUUCUUCUGUUGGCCAAGUAUAUUGGAAAGAAGAAGCAGAAAUUCUUCUGGGUGCCAGCUAUUGCCCCAUUGAUAUCUGUCGUACUCUCCACAUUUUUUGUAUACAUAACUCAUGCGGACAAGCACGGUGUUGCGAUUGUAAAACACAUAGAGAAAGGGCUCAACCCUUCAUCAGUGAAGGAAAUUUUUUGGAGCGGUGUUUACCUCGGGAAAGGUGUUAGAAUUGGCAUCGUGGCUGGCAUGAUCGCAUUGACUGAAGCCACAGCAAUUGGAAGAACGUUUGCUUCUAUGAAGGACUAUCAACUGGAUGGAAACAAAGAAAUGGUUGCGUUAGGAGCUAUGAAUGUUGUUGGUUCAAUGACUUCUUGUUAUGUAGCGACCGGUUCUUUCUCUCGAUCAGCUGUGAAUUACAUGUCCGGCUGCCAAACUGCAGUGUCUAAUAUUGUCAUGUCCUUUGUUGUGUUCUUAACCCUGCUAUUCAUCACACCUCUUUUCAAAUACACUCCAAAUGCCAUUCUUGCUUCAAUUAUCAUUUCUGCUGUCAUAAACCUUGUGGACUACAAGGCAGCAAUUUUGAUAUGGAAGGUCGAUAAAUUUGACUUCGUCGCUUGCGUGGGAGCAUUUUUCGGGGUUGUUUUCGCCUCGGUUGAGAUAGGGCUUCUGAUUGCUGUCUCUAUAUCCUUCGCAAAGAUCCUAUUACAGGUAACAAGGCCGCGAACUGCUAUUCUGGGGAAGAUUCCUAGGACAACUGUAUAUAGAAACAUCCAACAAUACCCAGAGGCCACGAGCGUUCCUGGUGUACUAAUUAUAAGGGUUGAUUCUGCAAUAUAUUUUUCCAACUCAAAUUAUGUUAGAGAAAGGAUAUUAAGAUGGCUGAUGGAUGAGGAAGAGCAUGUGAAAGGAGAUUACCAAACAAGAAUCCAAUUUUUAAUUGUUGAGAUGUCACCCGUUACGGAUAUAGACACCAGUGGCAUUCAUGCCCUGGAAGAGUUAUUCAGAAGUCUUCAGAAGAGAGAGGUUCAGCUCGUUCUGGCAAAUCCUGGACCACUAGUGAUAGGCAAGCUCCACACAUCAAACUUUGCAAACUUGCUUGGUGAGGACAAGAUCUUCCUCACUGUUGCAGAGGCUGUUGCAUACUGUUCUCCAAAGCUUGCUGAGGACCCUUGAAAAGAUAUUAAUGUGAUUUUUGCCUUAGGAAAUUAAGGGAAAUGAGAUAAAGAAAUAUUAAAGCUAAGGGUAGAGAGCACUUGUUUGUACUUGUAGCUUUCAGCUGAGUUAGCUAGUGAAGAAUUAUGAGGUGGUCAGUGGUCACUCACUACAGAAAGUUGGUAGAAAUAUCGGCCCUUUCUCCUAGUUAUAAUGUAAUGGGGUCUUUGAUUUCCUUAUCUUAUACCACAGGAGAAAUAAAAAGAAGCAUAUAAAGGUGCGCUUAUGUGCACUCCAAUAAGCACACUCCUUUGUCCAAUAUCCACAUAGUCUAACUCAUC